Molecule: messenger RNA, 1359 nt
Organism: Anopheles gambiae (African malaria mosquito)
Lineage: Eukaryota; Metazoa; Arthropoda; Insecta; Diptera; Culicidae
Gene: Lrr47
Product: leucine-rich repeat protein 1
Exons: 1
Coding region: 1-1308 (435 amino acids)
Molecular function (GO): protein binding
Source: RefSeq, a predicted model, not a curated record
AUGAAGCUAAUCUGUGAGACUUGCACCAUAAAUCGGUCCGUGGCCGGGGGCAAACGUGCGUUCCAGAAAACUAUCCUUGCCAUCGGGAAGGGAUCCGAGCGGAAGGGAGAUGAAACGAAGAUCAUGCUCAUUACGACCGCCAACAAGUCCGGCACCAAGUACAGCGUCCUAAAGAACAUAAGCAAGAUAUUUACCCGCUUUCUGGAGGAAGGAAAGGCCACGAUUUCGUUCGUCACACCCGAGCACGAUGUGCAGAUUAAAAGUGAUAAAGUUCAGCUGACGGCGUUCCUGAAGGUGCUAAAGCUGGUGCUCACGGGUUGCGGACAACCGGCGGAAGGGACCCAGCCCGUCACGAAUCCCUUCUCACCGUCCGCUCCACUGCGGCUGCCGUGUCUUACCGUGGGGAAGAAAAAAGCCUCCAUUCUCGAUUCUCCGAGUGUCCUGGCGACCAAGUGCGUGAUAACGAACAGAAAGGACUACCCAACGAAAGGCUUUUCCCGCCUGCUCGUGUCGUUGCAGAUUACCGACGUGAAGCUUUCACGAUUCGACUCACAGAUAUUGUUGCUACAGAAGCUUCGAUUUUUAAACCUGUCCAACAACUGUUUACGCAGCUUGCCCCGCGCACUUGGCCAGCUACGACUGAGCGAGCUGGAUCUGUCGAGCAAUAGAUUGGCCGACUGCACCUUUGACUGGCUGCUGGAACCGAACAUUCAGUCGUCGCUGCAGAGUCUCAACAUUUCCGACAACGGGCUCUCGUUCUUACCGAUCAAUGUGAUAAACGCUGGCGCAAUGGUGGCGCUAACAGCGAACAACAACCACAUCCGCAAGCUACCCUUUGCGCUGUGGACUAUGGGUCGGCUUCGGGUGCUUUCGUUGGCAAAAAACCAGAUCGAUGGUGUACCGGAAACCUUGGAACGAAUAAGACUGGAGCGGCUAGAUCUGUCGGAAAAUAAUCUUUCGCCCGACGGAGGAACAGCUGAGCUACACCCAAGUCCGUCGAUGCAGCAGCGGCAACCGUCGACCCUGUUCGAACUCGCCGCACGUAUCGUGAUCCAUAGGAAGCUUCCAUACGCAAUGCCAGGACUGUUGCCGUUCACCGUGGUGGACAUUAUACGCCGUGUACCUCUUUGCGGCUGUGGCCAACCGUGUUUCGAUGCGAAAGUGUACCAGCGCACGAAAGUGAUCAAUGGGCGCUGUUCCUGCUUGGUGCUCAACGCCAACCAUCUUCUCAUCGCGGACAGCGUUUUUUGCAGCGAAAAGUGUAUCCGGAAAGCGAACGAGCGGAGACUUCAUAAUCGAGGACUCUAAAAACUAGUAGCUACUGUGUUUUAAUAAAUUAUUCUUGUUACAUUUUCACUA